Drosophila mojavensis is the source of this 1647-nucleotide messenger RNA. RefSeq lists its product as uncharacterized. The transcript has 3 exons. The record is from RefSeq and is a predicted model, not a curated record. NCBI's taxonomy places the organism in Eukaryota, Metazoa, Arthropoda, Insecta, Diptera, Drosophilidae. Bases 971 to 1615 code for a protein of 214 amino acids.
UAACUAAUUGUGUUAAAAUAAUAAUAAAAGUCAAGCGGACGGACGGACAAACGGCAGAGAUUUUAGGCGAAAAGAUAAAAACUUAGGGAGAAACUGAUAAAAGGACAAACGGACGGUUGGAUCAAGGGGUGAAAGUACCAACUGGACUGGGCUGGACUUCCAGCAGAAGGAUGGAUGGAUAGACGGAAGGGAUAGAAGGAUUCAACGUAAGGAUAGACGUACGGAUAGAUUAACAAACGGACAUGAGGAGGUAUCAACAGAACGAACAAUCGAGCAACGAAAACAUGGAUAGACAGACGGCAGGAUGGAUAAACGGGCAGACGAUUGGACAGAAUGUCGGACGGACGGAAGGAUGCUGGGAUAGACAGAAGAAAUAUUAAACAAAUGGAAAAACUGCUGAAUCGAAAGAAGUGCAAAAAGGUAGAUAGAUAGAGAGGGAAAUAUAUGGACAGACAAGGUACACAAGAAAGUCUAAGAAGACUCAUAAUUUUCAAAUAAUAUCAAAACUUUCAAUAAGAGUAUAACGGUUAGCUCUAAACUGACAUUUGAGUAGAGUACGAAGAAACUGUGAUUGUUAUUUAUGCGCGUGAAUUGUGAUUUAAUAAACAAUUGAGUUUAUUUAUUGGCUCGACUAUCUGAACUUUUUGCGAGCCGGCAACGAUUGAUGGCGCCAACGAUUGGAUUCCACUUGGCCGAUCAUAUUAUAAUAUUGGACCUGACCAGACGCGACUGGACUCCAGGUAGGGUAUUUGUUUAUUGUUGAAGCCAUUCAAGUAUUUGGCUCAAAGUUCAGUGGACUGUCUAGGCGUGUUGCACAUGCAACGGUUCAGCGGUUCAGCAGUUCAGCGAUUUGUGUCAACAAUUAUAAUCAAUAAAGCGAAAGUUCCGGAAGUCCUGUGAGUCCUUUGAGUCCAGCAACGACACUUGCUGUCAUUAGUUGCCGUUGCGAGUGCGAGUUGACAAGUUCAGCAUGAAAUUGGCACGGAAAAUAGUUUUGUGGAUUUUGCCACUCUUCCUGCUGAGUUUCCUGCUGACCAUUAGCGAGGCCUAUUUGAACAAUGUGCGUGUGGAGGAGAUACCCUUUAAGCGAAUGCAGCCGCGUGCAGCCAGCCUGAAGGGCAGACGUCCAGGUGGCAUCCAUCUGAUCUCCAGCCUGGAGCAUCAACGCACUUUUCUCCAUCUGUUUCAUGUGCCCUAUAUCAUUUGUUUCUAUGCCGCCAAGGGGAAAUGGCCCUAUGUGCCAGGCUUCAUGAAGGCGCGCGUGGAUAAUGCCGCCAAGAGUUUCUUUCAUCAGAAUGACAGUUUCAUUAAGCAAUUCUGCACCAAGUGGAUACAGGUCAAGGAGUGUUUUCGGCCCAUCUUUGAUAAAUCUAAUGGAACGGAACUGGAAUUGGAGGCACAGAAGCAGAAGGAAACUUGUAAUUGUGAAAAGCUGGUAGCAACGGAACCGCCAGUGCCCGUUGUCUACUUUGAUAAGAACUACAUUGGAAAUGUCAGUUCAGAGACCAUUUUGACCACCAUCGAGUUUCUUGAGAGUUUUUUGCCACCACCUACCAAAAAGCACAAGCGCAAGAAUCGUGUGCGUGGGCGCAUUGAUGAAAUGGAUAUUGAAUGAGCAUACUAAAAAACAUUUUAUAAUAAAUUAAC